CAUGAUAUAAGUGUCAUAUAAUAACGAGAUUAUAGAAGAGAAAGGUGGGAUAUUAACUAGUGUAUAUUAGAUAUAUCAUAGUUUAGAAUACCUAGUAAAAGUGUUGAAUAUAAGACCCUGUGUGGUAUAUUGACUGGGUGAUUUUGAGGUUAUAUCGUGUUGUAUUGGGUUUAAACAUCAGUUUAUAGGAUUAUAGGCCUACCGAUAACAUGUUAUGAAAAUGACGUAAUAUUUGAUCCCUGAAAAUCUCAGAAUGUGUGAUAUUCUGUUCAGUGAAAAAUGAUAACAUUAAAACCAUCUUGAAUUUCAUGAGGUAAUGUCGAAAUCUGAUAACGAUACACCACCGCAUACGUCAUCAAGACCUGCAUGCAUGCCUAGCAACAAGGACGACGGGUUUCUCCCGCCAAUAAAUUUUCGGGGAACACCGAGCAGUGAUUCUGAUUCUGACUGUCGGCGAAAUGGGCAAUUUUCAUCCAAUGAGAAUUCAUCUUUGUCGUCAAGUCCAGUGAAACUUCCGAGUAUUGGGCGCUCUUUUUCUACGAGUGUGUCUAGUUUGCAUAAAGGGUUAAAGGAGAAAGAUCGAAGGGAGAUAAUAUGUCGUUCACCAAGUUGUCCGUCAAACAUAGGAUUAUCCACGACCAGGCAGUUAGAUUUUACACCCGAAAACAAAACCACAAGACGGGAUAGAUUUGAAAACGAUGAUGACGACGAUGAUGAUCUCCGACUACCGUCUAUUUUUCAAGACCGGAAGUCGUCUGUUGCUAGUUAUGUGACACCGCGUAAUACGAAUAAAACUCGUACGAAUAGCCAAAGUCGGCCAUCAUUAAAAGCACAGGAUCCUAAUCCAAAACACAAUGGUUUCGACAAACACGAAAAGUAUUCGCUGUGUUCAAACACAGACCCAGUGCCAGCAACGACACCUCGAAGUGAAAACUUGGAUACUCAUAGAUCUACCACCCAAUGUGCCCUUUUAUUACCCUUACGUAAUACGGAAACCAGAAAAUCAAAACGGAAGCGGCGGAAUGCCCACUAUAGACAAAACACUCAAUUGAGUACAAAAUCUGAGAGUGCUGCGUGUGAUGACGUCAGUAAAAAGGAUGUUAUAAUACCGAGUAGUCGAUCAGAAUACAAUGGUUAUAGUCCAGUUCGGGAAUUAGACGCUUCUCGUAACCUCUCAGAAUCUGAUGAUCUCCAUAGCGAUAUAAGCAGUGAAGGAAAUCCCGUACACCCUUCGUAUCACGUGACCAAGCAUUCUAAUAAACAUCAAAUGAGAAUGAAGGACAUGGCCCAUGUUAAAGCUUGAAUCUCAGUGCUUUCUGUGUAGCGAUUUGUUAGAGAAUUUUCUGUUUCUUACAACUGACCUGGUUGGCUAUUGCUUGAAAAUAUAAGAACAUAAUGAUUGUGUCUGGAAUUAGGCCAUUGGGUCUAUAUUUAUUUGUGUGCUAAAAGAAACCCAUUUUCGCUUUAUGGAUGGUGUUAAUAUAAUUCCGUUCAAUCUAAAGUAUGUAAUGGAUUUCUCCCGAGAAGUGGCAAAAUUAAUCUUUCACUAUCGCAUUGGUGCGCGAUUGUUCUAAAAUCUAAUAUUCUCUGAAUAGAUCAUAGCGUGGCUUUACUUUUAAAAAAUGCCUAAUUUCGACUGUAAGAACGUAAGCCAGGGAAAAAUGGGACCCAAUAUGCCUGUUCUACAAAUAUAUGCUCUGCAAAAAUAAGAGUUUUGAUUUUAUGUGUGAAGAAAUUAUUAGUAUAUAAUAUUUUAUUUAAAUGUUUUUAUUUUUAUCUUUAUGAAAAGAAUGGAUGUCUUUGCUGAUGUCAGUAUUACAAUGUACAGUCGCAAUUAUAUUAUUGUAUUAGUCGCAUAUAAUUUAAGACCCAUCGUUUCUCUGGAUAUUCUGCGCACCCCCUGUAGCCAAUUCUAUAACGGGUAAUGGCAUAAUAAAUUGGCGGCCCUGUCAUCUAUGCCGAAGGGAGGGCUUAAACAUCCCAUCCCUUGAUUUACAAGAAUAAUCCCAGAACAGUACCUCCUAGAUUAUUUAGUAAAGCACUAUGCAUACAAGUCAGGCCGACAACCUACAUAAUUGCUAUCCUGGUCAGGGAAAUAAUUAGAACAACUUGUAUUAAAGUUCGUCGUGAUCAAACGGACCGUCGGAAUUUUCCCAACCCUUUAGAGAUGGUGAUCAAAAAUUAUUUUAUUGGACAAACAACUGAUCCCCAAGCAAUAAUCAUGUUGUUCUUAUUGGGAGCGACGGUCUUCGAAAACAGCUCAAGGCUCCGCCAGUUCAAGUACGAUCUAUAUGAAACUUUGAUUCUUUGCAGAUAUAUAUAUAUAUUACCAUGUCUUAAGAGGAGAGUGGCAGGAGCGAUGGGUUUCUGUGAAUGUCCAUUAGUCAGAAUCCUCAAAUAACCUUCAUUUCUUAUAUUAUUAUCAUAAUCAUUAUUUAAAUGUAUUUAUCGUUAGCCUGUAGAAACAAAAACAAAAAACAAAAACAAAAAAAAAUCGCUGUUACCAGAUAUUUAAUACUUUAUCGGGGUAACUCGUCAGUUUGUAAUCUACGGAUGCAAAAGUAGUUGAACUUUCGCACUGAUAGGAAAAGAUGUCGUUUUUGAGAAAUGGGAAUAUGACCACGGGUUGGUACAUCGAAAAUAUUUGCAUUUAAAAACAAAAUGAAGUAUUUUUUGCUAAAAGGAGGUUAUCAUCUUUAUCGACCAUUUUCCCCACGUUGUAUGUCUUAUUUAAUUUCCAUUUAUGAAAUCAUUUAAUUGUUUGUUUGUCACUUAUAUCACUUUACCUGUAGAGUGUUUCGUCAUCAAUAUUAUUAUUUAUUUAUUCCAUGUGUACAUAAUAUGGCAUAAAGAAAAUGGUUUGUCCAAGAAUCUGUGAUCGUGUAAAUACAUAAAAUAGAUUUGUAGCUAAAGGAUCUUUAUAAUAUGUAGUUGUAUUGUGAAGGUAGGUGGCGGGAGAGGGGUGGGUGUGAUAUAUUUUAAAGGGAAGUAAUAGAUACGUCUGGGGAACGGGGUACAAAAUGAGAUACUUUACAGAAAAAAAAUAAUUGUAUUUAAGUUCGAAGCAAUGAAAUGAAAUGGAGUUUUACGUCCUAUGGUUUAGCCUCGGCUGGGCUAAUGAAAACGGUUUCGUUCGAAGACUUAAAUUAGUUUAAAAAUUUAAUGAAUGUUGUGAUCGUAUAUUCUGUCUUUGAUUUUGAUUCUUGAAUGUACUACUUUAAGAAAUUAUGAUUUUAUUUAUUUAUUGUUCAUUAGCUAUUUUUGAUUAUUGAAGAAAGAAAACGACGAAAUGAAAGAAAUAGAAUUAAAUUAUUAUAAUCUUGCACUAUUUAUUAUAUUUUUUAAAUUAAAUUAUUUGUAUGUUAAGUAUAAAUAACUAAUCACGCCUCAUCAUAAAACCGUCCAAUUGUAUAAUAUAACUUUAUGUACAUUAUUUAUAUAGUUACAUAUUAUGUAUAUAAAUGUCUUAAUAUAUAUCAUUCCGUCCAUACCUAUUUUUUGUAUACAUGUACAUGCAUAUUAUAAUUUUUACGAAAAGUGUUCAUAUACACGUUUGUAUUUAGCAUACCGUCCAUAUUUGUUUGUAUAUGUUUUGUUUUUUAUGCAAAUUAUUCAUAUUAAUUCGUCUAUUUUAAACACUAUGCUUUGGUAAAUAAUGAUUUAUGCUCCAAUAUACCAAUGCAAUAUAGGCGGAACCAAUCAUAAUUUAUUUGAUUUAUAGAGUAUAUGUUUAGUACUAUAGUUUAUAUUUGAAGCGGAAUAUAUCGGAGUAUUGUGGGAGAGAAUGUUUUGUAUGUUAAUUUGGUAUGUUUUAAUUAUUUAUACAUAUAUUUUAUGAAUUUGUUAUUAUUGUAUGGCUGAUAAACAUGAACAAAAUGGUAAAUUGUUUAUUUGUAUGUUUGUUUGUUUGUUUGUUAUGGCUGUCGUAUCAAAUGUUUCAUUCAUCCUUUAUUAAAAUUAUAUACAGUAA
Molecule: messenger RNA, 3970 nt
Organism: Patella vulgata (common limpet)
Lineage: Eukaryota; Metazoa; Mollusca; Gastropoda; Patellidae
Exons: 2
Coding region: 317-1303 (328 amino acids)
Source: RefSeq, a predicted model, not a curated record